CAACGAAAGGAGAUCACGUGAUUUUGUGAUUUACCAAAAUGGCCGCCGAAGUUUUACCAAAAUAUCUUCAGCUGUCACAGAGGGUUAUUCGCAUAUUAGGUUGCAAUCCAGGACCAGCUACACUGCAAGGCACAAAUACUUAUCUUGUUGGAACUGGGAAAAGGAGAAUUCUUGUAGAUACUGGAGAAGUUGACAACAAGGAAUACCUAGAUUUGGUGAAGUCAUCACUGGAACAACAGAAUGUUGAACUGCAAGAGAUCAUCCUCACCCACUGGCACCACGACCAUGUCGGAGGGGUUGAUGGAAUCUGCCGCUUAUUUGGACAAAAGUUCAGGACAUCAAAGCUGAAGCGUCUGUCAAUGGCAGACAUGAAGCUUUCGGAGACAUCGUAUACCUUCAUCUCAGACAAGCAAGUCUUCAAGACAGAAGGAGCUACACUACAAGUUCAUCAUGGCCCGGGCCACUCGGAAGAUCACAUCGUACUUAAGCUGGAGGAAGAGGAGGCUGUUUUUUCAGGGGACACAAUCCUCGGAGGAUCUACCGCUGUGAUUGAGGACCUCCAGGAGUACAUGAAGACUCUCCAUCAGCUCCUGGACCUUGACCCUAAGGUCAUCUACCCCGGUCAUGGCCCUGUGGUGGCUAAGCCAAAAGAAGUUCUGGCAUACUACAUCAAGCAUCGGCACGACAGAGAGCAGCAGAUUGUUCAGUAUUUGAAGGACAACAGAGGGAAACCGUCAACAGCGAUGGAUAUUGUCAAAGUGGUGUACAAGGGCGUUCCAGAAAAUGUACACCUGAUGGCGGCCAACAACGUCACUCUUCACCUAAAGAAGUUACAGAAGGAAAAUGUGACGGUCUCAGAAGAUGACAAGAUUUGGAGGUUGGCAUCUGAGAGUCGAAUGUAAUUUUACCUAGUUCUGUUGAUUGCUACAAACUGAGAUCUGAUGUUAUCAAAUGCACUGAAUAACAAGCUACCCCAGAGGCCUAUGAUUAUUUAUCUAGAGUCUAUUCAUAAAUACGUGCCCAACCUUGAACAGCAAUAUGUCACUAACUGUUUGGCUGAAUUUGCUGACUUUUUGCACUGCAUAAAAAAUUUAUGUUACUGAGCUAAAGAUUUUGUACAAUUGAAUAUGUACAAAAUGACAUAGUUUGCAAUUUACAGUAGCGCUUCUUUAUGACUAUAUUAAGCAGUGAAGUUAUAUGUAUGUGAAUUAUUUAUAACUCACAGUAUAGAAAGUUAAAGCCAUUAAUUGGUGUAGGCUUUUUUGCAUACUCUAGGAGCACCAGUUUUAAAGUACUUUUUGGAAUUUUCAAAAUGCUGAUAGCUUUAGAUUUGACAUGUGUUGUUUAUUUUGGGGACUUUUUUUUUUUGCUGUUCGAGGUCAUUUCUUUUGCAUGCAAUGUUUACAUUUUGUUUUUGAGGACAAUCAGCAAGAUUAACACAUGUAGAAUGAUUUUACAUUGUAUGGCUGUUAUCAAGACAAUGUGCCCUCAACUGCGUCUGAGUGUGCCUCUUUGAUACUGAGUUGCUUUAUGUAGAUUUUGAGCCAUAGUUACUAAAAAAAGUGUGGUGAAAGCCUCGUGUUCAUUUUAUAAACUGUUGACGGCUGAGAAGAUCAGCUGACAGUGAAAUUUGCAGCCACUGAAGGAAUCCCAUUUUUUUAGGGGAAAAACUGAUUGAGAUCAGUGAAGUAUCUUCUAUUCGUUGAAUAUGUCAAUGAGCAAACUUAGAUUCACGGAAGUUAGCUUGCAGAGCAAAAGCCUCCUGGAAAAAAAGGAGGGUUGACACCACUUAUCAGUUCAAAAUUUUGAAAGACUAUUCAAAAUUUGUCUCAAAGCCAAGAAAUGCGUGUCAUAAAAACACGAACUAUUGAAAAUACUGAUCCAAUCACCCUCAAAAAAUCAAAAUAUUCUCUUUAUUGAUUGAAAAGUAAAUUUCACUAGUGUUAUCUUGUUUUCCUGUGAUAAAUCCGGUUUUGAUAACUGUCUGUCUGUGUUAUUUCAAAAUAACGGUAUUUAGAGGCCUCUGUUGGAGAGUUCCUCUGUUAUUCUCAUCCGGUGUCUAAGUGAAAUGGUAUUCUCUGCAAUAAGAUAUCAUCAGUGUAUUUUUGUCUGUCUGAAUGUGGAACACAUACAGAUGUUUUUGCUGCUUUUAUACUUCCAAUUCCAUAGCGACAGUUCGGUGUUUAAGGCUCUGAUGUACCUUGUUUAAAAAAGUGACAUAUGACGGAGUCUUACACGGAGCAGUCGAUGUCACGCCGUAUCUGGUGCUCAUGUAUAAAAUUUAUACAAAUUUUAUACUGUGAAACUUGUCUAAGAUGGCCACCCAUCGCCUGGGAGAAAAGUGACCGUCUUAGAUGGUGGACGUCUUACACAGUGUCAGUAUAAUGGAAAAAACGCUCAAGGGGGGGGGGAGAUAGGAAGUGACCACUUGCACAAGUGAUUGUCUUGUACAUCUAGGUGGCCAUUAGAGCAGGUUCAGCUGUACAGUUGAACCCACACUAAGGACCACCUGCCUAACAAUCACCAGUACAGAUGACCGUUUUCCCUCCCUUGCAAUUUUACUAUAUGGUCCAUUACCAAAAACUCUGCCACUUUGGGUGCCUUAGCCAUUUCCAUGAUUUGGUGUGUCAUGAUACCAAGGAAAUCGGUCAUUAUUUAACUUAAGGGAGAAAUGACACAUCUAAGAGGAGGUGCCUCGAGAAAAUGAAAAUUUCGUUAUCAAUGCUAAAAAAUCAUAAUCAAUGCAAAAAAAAAUAGAUGAAAAUAGAUCCAUAAAUCCAGGCACGACAAGGAGGGUCCAGGGGAAUCCUCAUACUCAGAUAAAUUACCGUCAUUUGACACUGUCUUUUUUUAACACUAGAUAUUCUCAUCAAAAUAAUCUGUGAUUGCGAGCAGACUCAGAAUUUGCUUGUUCCACACAGUCAUUUAACCCACGUUAAUUUUGUUAUCUUUCUUACAGUUUUCUUGGUAUACAUCUCGGUGUUCUUUUUGAGGCCAUGUUUUUUUAACUUGUGAAACAUUAUUUGAAUGGUUGUUUACCAUGGGGAUUUAAAAAAUCAUGCAUUUGAUUUGAGUUUCCCAGCUCAUUUUUUUACUUGCAAUAUUUCUAAAAGCGGCUUUGCCUCCACCGAACCUUAGCGUUGAAAGGGGUGUCAAACCUAUACGAUGACCACUAAGAAGAAUGAAAGCCUUCUCCUGUGAACUUGGUGACGUCAGUAGCCUAAUCUGUAAUUGGGAGAUUGCGGGUUUGGAGGUUCGAGCCACAGUUAGGUCCGAUAUUGUGUCCUUGGGAAGGGCACUUUACACAAAUUUCUUAUUACUAUUAGUAUUUGGCUAGGUUCUUUUGGAGAUGGGACGUUAAACUCAGAAUCCCCACCUCUUAAAUAACCUGACAGUUUUAUUGGGGCAUCAAACCUAUACCAGUGCAUUUUUUCUUGUCAACUUGACUUUACACUGAUUUCAUUGCCUUCUUUUAGAAAAAUUUUGGAUGUUAAUUAUGUACAGUAUAAAUAGUCCUUAUGUUUCAUGUAUGCAUAUUCUCUUGUUAGAGCCAAGGCUCACUUUCACUUUCUAACUCUGAUAUUUUGUUACAGUUACAGUGUAGUAAGUGUAAGUGAUGUGUUCACCCGGUGAGUGACUGUUGUAGUCAGUGCUUGGGUAUCUUUCACAGGAUCUAGUCUCCUUAUAUUUGAAGUAUAACAUUCUGGUUAGGAAUUUUUUCAAGAAUUUGUUUAGAAAGAAAGAGGAUAGGGUAUCCUAUGUGUGUCCUUAUUCCGUUGCCUUUUUAACAAGGUUUUAGAGUUCCGGCGAAGGAUGAGAAUGAGAGUUUGAAAGUGAAAUGCUCAGUUAGGAGUGGUUGAAUAAGAUUGAUAAUCAGAAAUUCACUAAGAUAAUUUUUUUGUCAUGUUGGUGGUCAAGUUAAUCAGACUGCCAUGUAUACUGUUGAAUAAAUCCGUUGAACCAGU
Molecule: messenger RNA, 3965 nt
Organism: Aplysia californica (California sea hare)
Lineage: Eukaryota; Metazoa; Mollusca; Gastropoda; Aplysiida; Aplysiidae
Product: endoribonuclease LACTB2
Exons: 7
Coding region: 39-902 (287 amino acids)
Source: RefSeq, a predicted model, not a curated record